Messenger RNA from Diutina rugosa, 273 nucleotides. RefSeq lists its product as uncharacterized. The transcript has a single exon. Bases 1 to 273 code for a protein of 90 amino acids. Lineage: Eukaryota; Fungi; Ascomycota; Pichiomycetes; Serinales; Debaryomycetaceae. The record is from RefSeq and is a predicted model, not a curated record.
AUGUCGCAACCCACAAAGGCAGUUGAAGACGUGUCAGCAUACACCGAGAUUGGAUUCAGCGCCUGCUGUUUCGUCGGAUUGAUGUUGGUGCUUUUGCACUACGUCUACAUCAUGCGGCAAAUCAUCGCCAAUCCUGCCAUCGAACGCACUGAGGUGUACUUCCUUUUCGGUUGGUUGGUUAUCACCGUGUUGUUGGUGUUGAUUAUUCUUGCCAAAGUGGUAUACCCCUUCCUUUACAGAGAUACUACUCUGAAGACCAAGAAGAACCAAUAG